Zingiber officinale is the source of this 1223-nucleotide messenger RNA. RefSeq names its product class V chitinase CHIT5-like. The transcript has a single exon. The record is from RefSeq and is a predicted model, not a curated record. Gene Ontology annotation, cellular component: extracellular region. Bases 48 to 1223 code for a protein of 391 amino acids. Lineage: Eukaryota; Viridiplantae; Streptophyta; Magnoliopsida; Zingiberales; Zingiberaceae. Gene Ontology annotation, molecular function: chitin binding; chitinase activity. Gene Ontology annotation, biological process: chitin catabolic process; carbohydrate metabolic process.
UAUCCUUCCAAUUCGAUCGAGUUGCAGGAGAAAUAAAGAAACCGGCCAUGGAUUCCAGAAAGAGCACUGCUUUCUUCCUCCUCUUCUUCUUCUUCCAUGGCUUCUUUGCUGACUCUGUUCCAUUCGCGGCCAGGCUUACCCACUCCAUGGCCUCGUCUCCUCCCUCCUCGGCCGCCGUCAAAGCCGGCUACUGGCCGGCGUUUGGAUCCGCCGUCUCGCCUCCGUCGGACGCCGCCCUCUCCCUUCUCACUCACGUCUACUACGCCUUCGUCCAAGUCGACCCUGCCACCGCCUGCGUGGCCCUCACCGCCAACGACUCCCUGGCGCUGCCGCUCUUCGCCGCCGCCGCCCACGGCCAUGUUUCCCCUGUCAAGGCUAUCCUCUCUGUCGGCGGCGCCAGCGCCAUCGCCUCCGCCAACUUCGCCAGGAUCGCCGCGAAUGCCUCCGCCCGCUCCGCCUUCGCAGCCUCCGCCGUCGCGGUGGCGGGGGAGUACGGCCUCGACGGCGUCGAUAUCGACUGGGAGUACCCGCAGAGUCCCCAGGAGAUGUCCGACUACGUUGCUCUGUUUUCCGAGUUGCGGCGUGAGGCCGGGGCGGCCGGGAGGUGCCUCCUCCUCACGGCGGCGGUGCAUUACUCUGCCACUGCCCCGGGUAAGACGGUAGAGGCGUACCCUGUUUCGUACCCAGCGGCGGAAAUGGCGGCGGAGCUCGACUGGGUCAACGUCAUGGCCUACGACCUGCACGGCAAUUGGGACGCAACGGCCACCGGCGCGCACUCGGGCCUCUUCGACGCGCAGAGCGACUUGAGCGCGAGCUACGGGCUGGCCACGUGGCUAUCCGCCGGGAUGCCGGCGGAGAAGUUGGUGAUGGGCGUCCCGCUCUACGGGAGGACCUACAACCUGACUGACGGAGAAGAACACGGGAUCGGCGCGCCGGCGAGGGGCGUGGGGCCGGGGGACGCCGGGGUGCUGACGUUGUCGGAGGUGGUGGAGUUCAACGGGAAGAACAGGGCGACAGUGGUGCACGACGAGGCGAAGGUGGCGACGUACUCGUUCGCCGGCGAGACGUGGAUCAGCUACGACGAUUCGUGGUCGGCGACGAGGAAGGCGGAGUACGCGCGUGGGAUCGGACUCCGUGGAUACUUCUUGUGGGCCAUCGGGUUCGACGAGGAUCGGAUCAUCUCCAGAGCAGGUACGAAAUCGGGUAGCUCAAUCUAUUCUUAA